UGUCUUGCAGCCUAAGCUCUGAUAGCUGCCUACUCCAAGAGAAUGGCGGCAAGAGUCCAGACCAUUCUGAGGAGCCCGUGUCCUACGACUCAGACCUGGGGACAGCAAAUGCUGAGGAUUCAGACCCGUCUCUGCAAGAAGGUGGUGUUGCCGUCCUAUGAGUGCAGGAGUCCUGGAGUUGGCAUGGCCGAGGAGCCUUUGGAGAAGCUGGAAGAAGGGCCAUUAUCAGUUCUGAUGAAAAGGAAGACAACCCAGAAGCUUGCUAUUCAGAAGGCUGUGUCAGAUGCAUUCCAGAAACUGUUGAUUGUGGUUUUAGAAAGUGGUAAAAUAGCUGUGGAAUAUAGACCCUGUGAAGAGAUUACAGAUGCCAGAACCGAAGAGGAGCUACAGGAUUUAAUUCAAGUCAGCUACUUUUCUUGGAAGCAGGAUGGCCGAGGGGAGGAAGAAUGUCUCUCGGAUUUAAGCUUUGAAGAGGCCGAGUUCAAACCGCCAGAAUUGGACUAGCGUUUUUUAAUUUCCCGGGAUGCCGGUCCUGUGGCGUCCUUGGGAAACUGUCCCCUGCCCCCUUCCACCCCAGAGCUGCUGCAGUCCGGGCCCAUCCUGCCUCGCUGUGAGCCCCAGGAGGGGCUUGUGCCCUUCGUAGGGGGAAGGGAGGCUUGGGCCCUGGUGAUUUUGGAAAAGGGGUGGGCUCAGCCUCCUCGGGGAGCUCUACAGGCUGAGCUGGGGCCUCCUGCUGGAUUGGAGAAGCCUGAGCCUCCUCGGUGCGCUCUGGAGGCUGAGUUAGAGUUACAGUAAGUACCAGAUCCACAGGUUUAACAGUGACGUUGGAGAAGUUUGGCCACUGAGCUUCAUUCUUACUUAGAGAUGUCAUGUGCUAUUGGUUGAGGUACCAUCUCCUUAGAUGGCCGUGGAGGUUGAGCUGGGGCCUCCUGAGGGUUCGAAAGUUCUACCUCCUCAGAGGCCUCUGUCGGUUGAGCUGAGGCUUUCUGUUGGACUGGAGAAAGUUUGACCCAGGGUCAAACUCCUGGAGCCCUCUGCUGAACUGGAGAUGUUUCUAUCUCCUCAGGGGGCUCUGUCGGUUGAGCUGAGGCCUCCUGAGGGGUCGAAGGUUCUACCUCCUCAGGGGCCUCUGUCAGUUGAGCUGAGGCUUCCUGCUGGAGUGAAGAAAGUUUGAUUUCUUCAGGGGUACUUGAAAGCUCAGCCAGGGCCUCCUGUGGGUUUAUAGCUUCCUUAAGGAUCUCUGGAAGCAGAGAUGGAGCCCCCUGCUGAAUUGGAGAUGUUUCUAUCUCCUCAGGGGGCUCUGAAUGUUGGGCCUGGGCCUCCACCUGAGGCCAAAAAGAUUCAGCUUCCUCAGGCAACUCUAAAUGAUUUGGGGUCUCCUGCAGGAGUGGAGGAAUUUCAGCCCCUCAGGGAGCUUUGGAGGUUGAUCUGAUCCCCCUGGGAAAUCUACUGGUAAAUUCACCAUACUGGAAUCUGAAUAACCAUCCUGCAACUGUUGUUGUAGGUGGUCUUUAUUUGCAGCGUGGGUCACUGCGCCCCAGAGCCUCCGCGUGUCAUGUCCCGGCUGCGCCUCUGGGCCCCACUGCUGCUCCGCACGUGGCAAUCAUUGUGGCUGCUGGUCCAGGCAGCUCAGCCUCCGGAGUGGGCCCUGGACCAUGCCCAGCUGACCGCCGACCUGCUGGGGCCCACCGAGCCCUGGUCUUCACAGUCCUCUCAAUUCCCGCCCGAAUUGCUCCAGGCACUUACACCCUUAAAAUUCCCUGGAAUAUACUUUGCAAAAAGAGAACAAAGCAUAUCUCAGUCCUCCAGACUGAAGAGGAGCAUCAAGUAGUAGUAGGUGGGAAAGUGGCUUUGAUUUUCAGUUUGUGGGUUCUGAAUCUAUUAUAAAGAUAGAAGAUACUCUGGAAAUCUAAAUUAACAGUUGUCCUUACCUCAAUGAGACAGGAAACUAUAAUCAAAAUCAUCACUACUACAGUCACAGAUAUUGCCAAGAUGAGUUUGUUGUUAUAGCCAUAACCUGGAACUCCUUUUAUGAGCUAAAAAAAGACAGAACAAUUUUUUUUAGAAAACAAAGAGACAAGAUGAAAGCUAGCUAUUCUUCAGCUACUCUAAAAUAGACCCCAUUCUUUCAGAUGAGUGGCUUACAGGUUCUUAAGGAACACACCAAAUCUAAUGUGUUAUGUAAUCUUACCAUUAGCAUUUUCUUCAAAAUUUUAUCUAUCUUGUAUGUUAGGUCCCCUUCUCAUCUACCCUGGGGAUAGUGGCACUGUUCUCUAAAUGAGCAAAGUGGCAGAUCACUGUCUUAGCCAACGUUACCUGGCCAAGACAAGACCCAGACUAGGAGCCCCCUGGCCUAUGUGCUUGGGUGCUUUCAUGGCACGUCCUAAACUGACUCAAAGUCCAGAUCCCAUGUUUUAGGAGUUGUCCUCACCUCGCUGGACUCCUGCCCUUUCUGUUCACUCUGGACUCCUGUGCUCUCAUUGAUGUAGU
This is a messenger RNA of Mirounga angustirostris (Northern elephant seal), 2490 nucleotides long. Its product is annotated as RAD52 motif-containing protein 1-like. Gene Ontology annotation, cellular component: nucleolus. NCBI's taxonomy places the organism in Eukaryota, Metazoa, Chordata, Mammalia, Carnivora, Phocidae. The transcript is spliced from 5 exons. Bases 43 to 504 code for a protein of 153 amino acids. The record is from RefSeq and is a predicted model, not a curated record.